Aureobasidium pullulans EXF-150 is the source of this 754-nucleotide messenger RNA. RefSeq lists its product as uncharacterized. Bases 17 to 526 code for a protein of 169 amino acids. Lineage: Eukaryota; Fungi; Ascomycota; Dothideomycetes; Dothideales; Saccotheciaceae. The record is from RefSeq and is a predicted model, not a curated record. The transcript has 2 exons.
CGCACACAUAAUCAACAUGGCUGCCAACGGUCUAGAUCUUCCUGAAUGGCUCCACAAACUCUUCACUGAAGUCAACCUUGAGGGCAUCACCCAAGCUAUGACUAACGUCACCCUAAAAGACUUCACCCAUCUCGUCGACUUCGUCAAAGGCCGGGAACUCAACGCCGACACCAUCACCAAGCUCUUCGAGGAAGCCAACAAACUCUCCGGCGCAGGAACAGCCUUCGCUGCUGCUUGCCUCGUGUUCUCGGUCAUCCACAUCUGCUUUCCUUGGGCGCUUGCCGCACCUUUCUUGAAUAUGAUUGGAUUCACAGUCGCCAAUCUUGCUCCCGCUUCGAUUGUCUCCGCUUUCCAGUCCAUAUUUGGUGUCAAUGCUCUGUUCAGUCUCCUGCAGAGCGCAAUGAUGGGCGGCUAUGGUGCUCCUAUCGUUGCAGGAGCAAUCCAAGGAGCUUCUACGAUCAGCGCUGGGUUCUCAGCCUUCAAGUUGUGGACAAUGGGCAACUUUACACUUCCUUGGAGCGUUUGAUCUGGUAGCCUUACUGUUUGUAGAAGCCAACAGAAGGAAUCGGCAGGAUUGAAUCACGCUAUGAAGACCACGGUGUUCGGGAUGAGGAUACACAUGAGCUGUCAACCACCAGAAUGACAGAUGACAUGACAAACACGACUGGCGAUACUACGAGAAUACAACGACAAUGAUAUGAGCUAUCACCACGCUGUCAAGAAGAUAGCCUAAUGAUCAAGGUUUACUCCUCCC